Globicephala melas (long-finned pilot whale) is the source of this 2224-nucleotide messenger RNA. The record is from RefSeq and is a predicted model, not a curated record. Lineage: Eukaryota; Metazoa; Chordata; Mammalia; Artiodactyla; Delphinidae.
AUGGCGGGAGGAGGCGGCGGGCUGGCUGGAGUGUCGCGCGGCUCCGGCGAGCGGCGAGAAGCCGGCAGCGCGGACGAGCCGCGGACCGAGCCGGAGUUGGAGCGCGCGGCAGGCGGCGGGCGGGCGGGCGGGCGGGAGCGCGGCGCUCCGGGGCCGGGGCCGGGGCCGGGGGCGGGGGCGGGGGCGCUGCGCGGGGUCUGCGCGCGGCGGGGGCUGCGGAGGAGCCCGAGCGCCCGGCGGUGCGGGGACGUGCGGCAGCGGCGAGACCGAGCCGCGUCGCGUGCGAGGCAAAGCCGUCCUUAUACUGACACCAAAUGUCUUCGGGGAAAGCUGCAGGCGCGGGACGCUGGAGGGGGGAGGCGUGGAGGCGACAGACAGACUGACGGCGACGGCUGGUUCUUCCCACCCUUCAAGGCUUGGCUGAAAAGCCACCUCCUCCAGGAAGGCUUCCAAGAGGGCUCCCAAGUGGAACAGAUGCCUCUCUCCAACUGCAAAUGCCCCAGCCUUGCCAAUUCCCCUGGGCAGCCCAGGCCACAGGAGCCUGAGGGGUCAGGAACCUCAGCUCAGCUCUCCCACCCCCACUUCAUCUUCUUGGAGGUUAAGUUCGAAGGCUGGACGGGACCCUGAGAAGCCACCAGACGGUGAGUUCUCAGGACUGGGGCUUUUCAGUCACAGUCUCCCAAAGUGACUGCUCAGCUGCCCCCACCCCAGCUGCAUACCUGGAGUGACAUAAAUCUCACCAUCUCGUGGGGCAGCUCCUUUGUUCUCUGUGCAUCUCUGAUCAUUCAAGUUCUGUUUCAGAUUUAAGGAGAAAUUUGUGCCCCCCUCCAUGAUCCAAGUCCCUUUCCUGUCCCGACAGGACUAGCAACCCCUCCCAGCCUCCUUCAAGCAUCCACACUGGCAGGAAGUCCUGCUUUAUGUCCAACCUAAAUGCUUUAUGCUUCAACUAAAACCUUCAUUGUCCAGUCCUUCACUCUUCUGCCCACCCCACCGCUCGUCACUGGGAUGGGCUCUGUGGACAUGCAGGGCGCACAUAGACUAAAGGUCAUGGAAGGACUGUUGACGAGGGGCGACCCUCAAAGCUGCUGGUGAACGGGAGUGCAAUUCCAGGCCUCCGCAAGAAGCAAGGCUGUGGCCGUCUCUCCUGGAGGCCCUCGCUGGCUGCAGGAGCUUCAUUUAUUCAUUAUUGCUAUUUAUAUUGGGCCUGGUAUUUGCAGAAGGCUGCAGCAGCCGUGCACACUCAUUAGGCCCCACCGUGCCCUGGGAGCGGGAGCCUGCCAGGGCCCUGCCAGGAGGUAGGUGUGAUGGGCCCCAGCCCGGAGUCCCCUAGUGCACCCACCUGACAGCUGGGCCAGGCUCCCUAUCCCCUCCCCCAGGGACAAGACCCAAUCCUUGUUGGACCCUCACUCCCUAUUCCAGCAGCUGCUGGGCUUCUCUGCCCGUCCCCGAGGAGAACUUUCUAGCAAUUGUAGCGGCUGGAAGGGUAGGGAACACCUGUCAAUGGGCAUAAGCAAGCUGGGACUAAAGGAAGCUGGGGCAGGAUUCCUGCCCUAGGACAUGAGAUAGGUCCCUUCCAGGCCUAAAGAUCCAAAGAGUACAGAGACAGAGAUUCCAGUAUCCUCAGAAUCCACACGGAUUUAUUUCUCAAACACUUACAAAGCACUUUUCUGUGCCAGGCCCUGGUCUAAGCCCUUGACAAAUAUUAUUAACGCGCUUAAUCCUUUCCGCAGUCUUGUAAAUUGUCACUACUAUUUUACAGAUGAGGAACCAGUGGCAGAGAGAAGUUAGGUGACUUGCUCAAGGUCACACAGCUAAUAAAUGGCAGAGCUGGUAUUUGAAUUCAGGGGACCAGGCUCCAGAGUCUGUGCUCUUAACGAGGAUUCUGGAUUCUAAGAUUCAAAAACUCUGAGGCUUCCCUGGUGACGCAGUGGUUAAGAAUCCGCCUGCCGAUGCAGGAGACACGGGUUCGAGCCCUGGUCCAGGAAGAUUCCCACAUGCCACGGAGCAACUAAGCCCGUGUGCCACAACUACUGAGCCUGCGCUCUAGAGCCAGUGAGCCACAACUACUUAGCCCACGUGCCACAACUACUGAAGCCCGCGCGCCUAGAGCCCGUGCUCUGCAACAAGAGAAGCCACCGCAAUGAGAAGCCCGUGCACCGCAACGAAGAGUAGCCCCCGCUCACCACAGCUAGAGAAAGCCCGCAUGCAGCAACGAAGACCCAAC